Messenger RNA from Physella acuta, 2309 nucleotides. Its product is annotated as riboflavin transporter 2-like. Gene Ontology annotation, cellular component: plasma membrane. Lineage: Eukaryota; Metazoa; Mollusca; Gastropoda; Physidae. Gene Ontology annotation, molecular function: riboflavin transmembrane transporter activity. The record is from RefSeq and is a predicted model, not a curated record. Gene Ontology annotation, biological process: riboflavin transport.
UGAAAACCUAAAUAUGCCAGAACUGUUAAUGGAAGGAGGUGUGAUACCUCUCGCCUACAAGAAAAACAAUGAUGCAUUUAUGCUUACUACUAUUCCAAAUUCUAAAACAGUAGACCAGGAUGGGUCAGAUGAAAAGCCCAAAGAGUUUUUUAAAAGAAAGUUGAAAGAAAUGAAGGUCUCCUUGGGAAGCACCAAGGUGUUGGUGCAUGUUUUGGUGUGUGUAUUUGCUAUUGCAUCAUGGGUAGACAUAAACGGCACCUGGGCAGAGCUGCCGUUGCUGGUUAUGAAAGCCAAAGAAGGAUGGUUGCUACCAUCUUACAUCAUUGUUCUAAGUCAGAUCGCCAACAUAGGGCCCAUAGCCUUUGUGCUGGUGUCAUACUUUUCACCAUGGAUGAAACCAAGGCUCGAAAAAGUCACCUCGUUCAUCAUAAUCCUCAUCAGCUUUACCGCAUGCUUCUUGCUGGCAUUCUUCUGGGAGGAAUCCUCCGUAGUUGGUGGGACAGAGCACAGCACAGCUUUCCUGACUCUGACGUUUUUCCUGGCGCUAGGGGACUGUACCAGCUCUGUGUCCUUCUACGCCUUCAUGGCUCACCUGAAGAAGGAGUACAUGGCAUCACUAUUUAUAGGUGAGGGGUUAAGCGGGAUGAUCCCUGCGCUGAUUGCCCUGGGUCAAGGCGCAGGGGACAUAACCUGUGUCAACGUCAGCUCCCAGGUCAAUGAAACCUACCCAAACGGAACUGACUACAACAAGACGGUCUACAACGUUUACCCUCAGUACGUGGAACCCAAUUUUUCUGUCCAAGUGUUUUUCCUCAUACUGUCUGGAGUCAUAGCAUUCUCCGCGGUCUCGUUCAUUCUGCUGAAUUUUUGGGGGUACUGUCGAUCUGAAAUGGUGGAUUACUCAUUAGACGAGGUAACAAGAGUGGUGCCCGACGCAAGUAAGUCUAGUCUUUCUUACGGUGCUUUGGAUGAUUGCACGGAUAAACAUAAUAUGUAUAGUGAAGACACAAAAAACCAGAAUACGUAUUUAAAAGACAAUGGACAUAUCGGUCCGUAUGACAUAGAUCAACAAGAUGAAUUUCAUAUAAAGGAUGAAGGUCAUGUAGGUCAGUAUAAUGAAGGUCGACCUGAAGAAGAAAAGACAGACCCCAGCUUUAAGUCCAGACCAGGUUCACAAACCCUCUCAGACGCUACGAAUACUGAAUCUUCAACCACGGAUAAAAACAACUCAAUCCAAACCAAAGUUCUUGAAACUCCCCAAACAAUAUUCAUGUGGAAAUUCUUCGCACUCCUCUUCCUCCUCAUAGUGAUUAACAUGACACUGACGACGUUUUUACCCACAAUUCAAAUCUACUCUGUGUUGCCGUACGGGCUGGAGUACUAUCACCUGACAACCACCUUGACCCAGAUCGCCAACCCCGUAGCCUGUUUCUUUGCUCUGUUCUUCAUGGCUGACCAUAUGUUUAUUAUACUGCUGGCAUCCGUGCUUGGAGAAGUGGGCGUCGGCUACAUUAUUUACCUGGCUGCACAGAGCCCGGCACCGCUGAUGUAUAACCAGUCUCAGGGGGGACAACUGGCAGUAGCCAUCUGGGUAGCACUCACCCUCCUGCUCACCUAUGCUAAAGUUUGUAUUGCAACAAGACUGCGCAAACAUGGGCGCAGCGCUCUCAUUUGGGCUGGCGUGGCAACACAAGUAGGGACCCUAAUUGGAGCCAUAGUUGGCUUCGUCCUCACUAGCGAGUAUCAUAUUUUUGCUGAUGCACCGUACUGUUGAUUCAUAGUACUGUUGAUACAUUGUUCUGGUUAUGCGCCUUUCUGUCAAAACACCAUACUGCUGAUACACUGUAUUGUUUAUGCAUCAUACUGUUGAUGCACCAUACUGUUUAUAAACCAUACUGUUCAUGUUAAUAAUAACACAAACUGCUGAUGCGCUGUACUAAUAAUAAUAGCCUACGGUUAAUCAAUGAUUCCACUAAUGUGAGAGACAGCCUAGUGUUUGUAAACUGGCUAUAAAGUUAUUUUUUUAAAUACAGCACCUACCACACUAAACAUAUUUAGCACACACAUACUUGGUUCCCACACUAUACAUAUUUAGUAACCCACACAGUUGGAUCCUACACUAAACUAGCAUACACUUGGCUCCCACACUUUAUUUAUUUAGCGCACACACUUGUUCCCCUAAAGGGAAUGUUGAUAUUGAUGCCCAGUAUUGACAACGCCCCAUACUAAAGAAACCGUGAUACCCUACCAUUUACAAUGUGCCAUUAUGAUGAUACCUAUCUGCCUCUGAUGAUUUCAGUGCAGACCAU